GUAAAAUUCUCAUUAAUUAAAUAAUUAAAUUAGUCAUGGCUUCUUCUUCUCUCCUCCUCCUCCUCCUCAUCGCCGCCGUAUCUCUGCUAGUAUCUCCGGCGAUUUCACAAACAUGCAAAUCUCAGACAUUCGGUCAGAGCAACACCACCUUCGCCAACUGUGUUGAUCUCCCCACCCUGGGUGCCUUCCUCCACUACACCUACGACUCAUCCGCCGCUCCCAACCCAACCCUAACCCUAGCCUUCGUCGCUCCUCCGGCGAGUCCCGACGGCUGGGUUGGGUGGGCACUCAAUCCGACGGCCCCCGUCAUGGCCGGAGCUCAAGCUCUCGUCGCCUUCAGAGAAGCCAACGGCUCCGCCGUGGUGAAGACGUACAAUAUCACAUCUUACAACUUCAUCGCCGAGUCGCCGAUCUUGUACCAGGUUCUGAGCAGGCGGGCGGAGUUCUCCGGCGGGGUUAUGACGAUAUUCGCUACUCUGGAAUUGCCGGCGGGUGUGGUGGAGUUGAACCAGGUCUGGCAGGUGGGUUCGUCGGUGAGGAAUGGUGUCCCGGCGGUGCACGCUUUCGGCCCGGAGAAUCUGAGUUCGACGGGCACUUUGCGGUUUGGAAGUACGGCGGCGCCGCCGACCGGCAGUACUGGUAACGAGGCCCCAGCUCCGACGGGCAGUGGAGUGAACGCGCCGCCCCCACCUCCGACGAGAGAGAGCGGGAAUGAUACUGGAGGUAGUUCGAUGAUUUAUGGAGGUGGGUUCCGGUUGUACGGAACUCUCGUGCUACUUGGAUUAUUUUUUACUCUUUAAAUUUGUUUUUUAAUCAUUUAAUUACUAUUUUAUUAUCAUGCUUUCUUAUUUGAAUUUUUAUGAUUUUAUUUUUUGUUGGGAGACAAUUAUUGUGAUGAUUCAUGAUUCUUGAAUAAAAUUUUUGAUUUUAUAUAUA
Erythranthe guttata (spotted monkey flower) is the source of this 936-nucleotide messenger RNA. Its product is annotated as auxin-induced in root cultures protein 12. Lineage: Eukaryota; Viridiplantae; Streptophyta; Magnoliopsida; Lamiales; Phrymaceae. The record is from RefSeq and is a predicted model, not a curated record.